AUUAUUUUCUGUUUUUGUUUUACAGGAUCAUACUUUCCGAAAAGUGAACCUGAAUGGAGACCCACACCAGUAUACCCACCGGUAUAUCCAGUUUAUCCAUUACCAGUGAUGCCAAGGUAUCCUUAUCCAUACAGCUAUCCAAGUUUUCCACUUUCGGGGCAGCCUGGCUUUCCUUAUAGACAACCACCUAUGCCAUAUGUACCAAUACCUUCAGCUUACCAGUCUCAUGUACAUCCUUACGGUAGUUUUAUGAAGCCAUCUUAUCCACCAAAAGCACCCUAUCCUUAUAAGCCGAUGCCAAAGAAUCCGCUAAACAGCAAUUGGUUGAAACAACUUUUAAAAAUAAAAGCAAUGAGACCAUCUAACAUUGAAAUAAAUAAUGCAGCUCAAUCGAAUGCAUCAUCAUCAUCAGCAUCAAAUGCUACAAUUUCUGUCAGAGUAGAACUUAAACAUCCAAAUAAUACCAUAAUUCAGAAUGAUUUGAAAUUAUCCAAACAACCGUUGAAGAAUAUUCUCAAUAUUUUGGCUGACAGAAAUGCAUGUUUCAAUUAUACUACUUUUCAAAGAAAUUCUCGCAUAAACGAAAGAAAGGUAGGUGAAUAUGUACAGACACUGUGUAACACUACGGAAAUAUAUGGCUCACAUUUGUCAUCGAGAUAUUGGCUGCUAUAUACAUUAUCUGGAGAGAAAGAUUUAGAUGUGGCAUACGUUCCAAACAAUAACACCUACAUAAAGAUGGAAUACAUGAAUGCAACACUCUUAUCUUCGUUUUUGCAUUAGAAUGUUUCAGGAAAUGUAUGACUAAUUUCAGUUAGAAAUAAUUUCCAAAUUAUUUCGAGAAAAAAGUCUUUUCUCUCAAAAGAUAUUAAAAAUAUUUAAAAAAUAA
Octopus bimaculoides (California two-spot octopus) is the source of this 886-nucleotide messenger RNA. RefSeq lists its product as uncharacterized. The record is from RefSeq and is a predicted model, not a curated record. Lineage: Eukaryota; Metazoa; Mollusca; Cephalopoda; Octopoda; Octopodidae.